Caenorhabditis elegans is the source of this 3217-nucleotide messenger RNA. RefSeq names its product PAZ domain-containing protein (gene wago-10). Lineage: Eukaryota; Metazoa; Nematoda; Chromadorea; Rhabditida; Rhabditidae. Bases 59 to 3031 code for a protein of 990 amino acids. The transcript is spliced from 7 exons. Gene Ontology annotation, molecular function: nucleic acid binding; RNA binding. The record is from RefSeq and is marked reviewed.
AAUUUUUCUUUGUUUUUUGUUCGAAUAAAUUUAUUGCUCCUGAAACUGUGUUCAAGUUAUGCCGACUACCGUCCAAAAUCCGUCCCCAACUGGAUUUCUUCCGCAGAUCCCAUUCAGAAUACCUAAAAGGACUCGCCGCAGCUCUGAAGUUGAUGUCCCUGCAACGAAAAGACCCGCUCCACCGCUCACCUCUUCAACAUCUCUUCCCACUCGCGACUCUUUUUCGAUCAUCGAAACCAGGGAUGUUCAGCUCAACAUGUUCGCCUUAAACAUUUCCGGGAUGCCACGCAAGAUUCAACGUUUCCACGUGGAUACUCUGAUUAAGGGAAAAAACGGAAAGAUUUUCAACGUGAAUCAUGGAGUUUUGGCAAAUUCUGGAGAUAUAAACUCUCACAACAAACGUCUCGCCCAGCAUGCAUUGAUGCAGAAGUUCCACAAAAAACGCCGAGAGCUUUUUGGCCAACACGACUAUCACAUCCUUGCCUACGACUGUGCGAACACCCUGUACCUCCCCGAUGGUGUCUACCUGGGCCGAAAUGAGGAAGAAUGCACGUUCAAGUCCGAUGAUUUUUCACCAGAACAGUGGAAUAUCACUUCAAAAUUGUCUCGCAAAAAAGAUUACACGUAUGUUAUGAAAAUUCGGCCAUCCGGAUUCAUUUACACCAGUGGUGAGGAAGCAUCGGAGGUGGCAAAUCGCAUGGAAUUAACUCGCUGCGUUGAGAUCGUCACUUCCCAGAAGCUCAACAACUCUGAUUACUGUCAAUUUGGAAAUGACACAUUCUCUUUCCGUGCUCAACCAGUCUCCGAACCAGAUGCCACUUCAGAAAUCCGAUCAGGAUUCGCCAAGGUCUCCCGUAUCGUUGAAGGUCGCAACGGGAAGAAUGAGAUGCUCAUGGCAAUUGACACAAAAGCCUCUCCGUUCUAUAAAAGCACCAGUGUCCUGAAUUUUGUGUGCGGAAAAUAUCUGGAGAAGAGGGGAAGCUCACGCAAUGACUAUCGAGGCAGAGGUGACUACAAUCGGAAGAAGACCGGAGGAGGAUCCACUGAUGCUCCGGAUCAUCAGGAUGUUGCAGAAGUUGAGAGAUCACUGGAGUACCGCGAGAACAGACAGCAGAUCGAAGAAGCUCUUAAGGGAUUGCUGGUGUCAGCGGCUCAUUUGAAGAAUUCCACCAAUUUGAUUAUGAUCUCAAGAGUAGCUGAGACAAAUUCUGAAACCACCAAGUUCAUGACGAACAAUGGAGAACGCGAAAUUUCCGUCGCCGAUCACUAUCUUGAAGCCUACAACUACCGACUCAAGUACCCAAAAAUGCCACUGGUGGUCUCGAAACGAUUCAGAGACGAAUGCUUUUAUCCAAUGGAAUUGCUGCAAGUUGCUCCGGGACAGCGCAUCAAAGAUCACAAGAUGAGUGCGGCGGUGCAGAUGGCAAUGAAAGGACAGAAGUCGACGCUUCCCCAGAAACACGUGGAUCUUGUCAAGCACGUUCUCUCCCGUAAUCUGAAACUGGAUAGAAAUCUCUAUAUGGACGCGUUUGGAAUCAAGCUGGAGUCCGCGGAGCUGGUGAAGCUGCAGUCCAAGAUUCUUCCGCCACCACAGAUAAAGUUCAAGGACGAGGUGUACAUGCCGAAGAUGGGCAACCCGGUCUUCCGUACGAAUGGUCGUUUUGUGGAUCCGGCUGAUAUCAAUGCAGUAGCCAUUGUCGUCUUUGAUAGGGCAAUUGACAUGAGACAAGCAGAGAAUUUCUGCGAUCGUCUGAGCUGUUACUGUCGUGAGAAUGGAAUCACCGUCAAAAAAUCUUCGAGAGACUGGCCGAUCCGCGAGAUUAACAGCGAGGACAGCGUCGCAAUCAAGAAUGCAAUGGAAAAGUGGUUCAGCAAAGGAGUGAAUAUUCUGGUUGCAAUUGCCAAAGAGAAGAAGCCCGAUGUUCACGAUGUCUUGAAGUAUUAUGAGGCUUCCGUCGGCUUGCAGACUAUUCAGGUUUGCAAGCAGACCGUCGAUAUGAUGCUGAGCUCCGGAGGCCGUCAAACUGCGGAUAACGUUAUGAGAAAGUUCAAUUUAAAGUGUGGAGGAACGAAUUUCUUUGUCCAAAUUCCAAGAUCUGUCAAUGGAAGGACUGUCUGUGCGGAUGCUCACUUGCUCAAUGAGAAGCUCUUCGAACGUGUCCAGUUCAUCGGAUUCGAUAUCUCACAUGGAGCUUCUCGUACGCUUUUCGACCGUAGCACGGGGAAAAUGGAUGGGGAAGUUUCGAUCGUUGGCGUCUCCUACUCCUUGUCUCACUCGACACAUCUCGGAGGCUUCGCCUACAUGCAGACUCAGAAAGAAUACAAACUGCAGAAGCUCGACGAGGUAUUCCCGAAAUGUGUUGAUUCGUAUCGAAAUCAUACUGGCCGACUUCCUUCAAAAAUCGUCAUCUAUCGAAUCGGAGCUGGAGAGGGAGACUUCAAGCGAGUCAAGGAAGAAGUCGAUAAGAUUCGAGGAACCUUUAAUAGGAUCCAGCCCGACUAUCGUCCGCAGCUCGUCGUCAUCAUUGCUCAGAGAGAUUCUCACGUUCGGGUCUUUCCGGCACACAUAACUGGGUCAAAAGCUGGACAGCAAAAUGUGACGUCUGGAACUUGUGUGGAUAGUGUGAUCACUUCGUUGGGCCAUCAGGAGUUCAUUUUGUCCUCGCAGAUGCCGCUAUUGGGAACCGUCCGUCCUUGCAAGUACACAAUUCUCACCAAUGACCCCAACUGGACCAAGACUGAGAUCACACAUCUCACUUAUUUCCGAGCUUUUGGCCAUCAAGUAUCCUAUCAGCCACCAUCGUUCCCUGAUGUGCUCUACGCCGCUGAGAAUCUCGCCAAGAGAGGAAGAAACAACUACAAAGUUCAUCAACGAUUCGUUAAUUUGCAAGCUGUCGAGCGUAGUGUGAUUGCGGAGAAUUCGGAUCUUGUUAGCGAGGAGAUGCGCGAGCAACUCGCCGCUGCAAUUGUCGAUGAAAUGUCCGCUGCGAUCAAUGGAAUGACCAUCUCGAAAAGGAACUUUUGGGCUUGAACUCUUCAUUUCCCGAUUUUUUUUUUAAUCAAUUUCCUGUCUUUCAUCCCCAACAACUCGUAUGCCAUCUUGAUUUUUUUCUCUUUGAAAAUGUGUUAAUGUGCCCAAAAAUGAAAUUGUAUUGUGUUAAUGCAAGUAAUAUUUUAUUAAAUUUAAUUUCAAUAAUAGAAUAAAUUUUUAGUUUUU